Camponotus floridanus (Florida carpenter ant) is the source of this 1573-nucleotide messenger RNA. It is a transcript of the gene Pbp49, whose product is annotated as snRNA-activating protein complex subunit 3. The record is from RefSeq and is a predicted model, not a curated record. Gene Ontology annotation, biological process: snRNA transcription by RNA polymerase III; snRNA transcription by RNA polymerase II. The transcript is spliced from 6 exons. The coding region runs from base 355 to 1518 and encodes 387 amino acids. Gene Ontology annotation, cellular component: snRNA-activating protein complex. NCBI's taxonomy places the organism in Eukaryota, Metazoa, Arthropoda, Insecta, Hymenoptera, Formicidae. Gene Ontology annotation, molecular function: RNA polymerase II cis-regulatory region sequence-specific DNA binding; RNA polymerase III type 3 promoter sequence-specific DNA binding; core promoter sequence-specific DNA binding.
AGAGAGAGAGAGAGAGAGAAAAAUAUAUGUGUGUGCAAAGUAUCGUUCAACGUGGACGUAAACGCGUUGUACGUUGGAGGUUACGUUUGGCGGAUAAUCAUUAAGCGAUAAGUAUUACUUACAUAUUGAUCCACGCUGCGAACAUCGUACGUGUUUCGUGCUGCCGAUCCCGGGGAGUAAAAAGUCGAACGCGACGAAUUUCGACAAUGAAUACGAAACAAACACAACACACGUCAGAAAAUAGACGGAACAAACUAAAUCGGCUCCCACAGUCGCUCGUUGGCUUAGGCGCCUCGUUCUAGAGUGCACUGCUGCUAUCUAUCGGCGAUUAAUAAGUAAUUUGUGAAGAUAGCAAUGGAUCAGAUAUAUAAGAUUUAUAGUCACCAAGCAUCGCCAAAAAUUUGUCUGAAGAAUUACUUUCAACAAUACAGCGAAUUAUUAAACUCCUUUUUAUGUCAUAAUCUAAAUGAACAAAGUGACGAAAAGAUUUUUCAACUUAUGGAUGUUGAUCUCCCACAAGCGAGAACUCUUUUAAUCAAACACUAUUGCAGUAUUGAUAAUUUAUCGCCAUUAAUGGAACCCAAUACGACGGAAAAAGAAAAACAGGAAAACACAAAAUCUGAACAAAAGUUAAAUAAUGUUCCAUUGGAAACAAUUAAAGUGUUAAAGACAUUAUCUAAGGAAACUCUAUUAAAACCAAGGUUUCAAGAUGGGAUUCCAAUUAAAUAUGAUGAAUCAAGCUAUUCCAAUAAUAAUUCUGUAAUACCAUAUAAAGAAUUUUUAAUUUAUUGCAGAGUGUAUGAGCCAUUUGAAUACCAGAAUCGUCCUUAUAAACUAAAAGCUCCAGUUGUUAAUCUUAAAAGUGUCAUAUCGAUUCUAGGAUGUCAAACUCUGUAUGAACUACGUCAAAAGAUAAUAUGUCAAUCUGAUUUAUCAAUUACAACAGACACUAGUAACAAAUCAAAUCGUCACAAAAUUGGAGCAUUGGCAAAAGAUGUCUACAAAUCAGGAUUCUUUUACAUUGAAGAUACAUUUUAUAAUGAUACUAGCGUGGAAACUAACAUUGAUUAUAGUAGAGUUAUAUUAGAAUGGGCAGCAACUCGUGAUUUAGGUCCAUUUAAAGUUGCAACCAUGGAUGCUCAAAUAAAUUCUCUUUGCGCAAGAUUUGGUUUUCCAUGGGUAUAUGUACAUCAGGGUUGUUGUGAACAUUUAAUUGUACUGACUGAUGCCAGGUUAGUGACUGAGAAUGAUGUAUUAUCAUUAACUGCCUAUCCAAGAAUAGAAAAAAUAAGGCCUGUUGUUGGAAAAAAUUGCAUUUCUUGCGGAAUAUUUAAUGUACACUGGAUUUUAACAGAACAUAAUAGGAUACCACAUGAUAUAAGUUAUUUCUGUAAUAAAUGUUUUAUAUCUUAUAAUUAUGUUGAUGGUAAAAAAAUUGGAAAUUUUAAAGCAUAUAAUUAUCCUUGUAUACCAGAACUAAUGUUUGUAAAAAAACGUACAGCAACAUCUAGAGAAUAAGGUUUCUGUCAAUUCUCUUUUGUUAGAUUUUCAUUUACAUACAUUAUUUAUGAUA